UCCUCUAUCUUCCGUUUAGAUGUUGUGGACGCGGCUCUGCUUGAUGGAUGCUUGGACGGUGUCCUAGGAGGUGUUUUUGUGCUGAGAUUUCCACACGUCCAUCUACGGAAGUCGACAUCGACAGCCGGGAUGUACAGUCAUGAAGCACAUUCAACUCCACGCCGCAACCUCUCCAGACAACACCUGUUAGACGCUGGACAAGAUUCUCCCCGGAGGAAUAAAAUCGGGGAAAAUAUAUUCAAGUACUCGCACCUGGUACGGGUCGAAGUGUUCCUGUCCUUGUACGUCUUCUCUCGUAUGUCCAUCAAGACACCAAUCCAAGCUCUGGUGCUUCGUAAGACAUGCCUCUACAGCCUCAACUUGAAUUCUACCAUCUGCGACAACCUGGCGCUCUACCCGGCUCACCAGGACCAAGUGGAUGCCAUAGGAAGCCGGUACAGCAUGUACGGGGUCAUAGUUUCCCUGGGUCCUUCCGCGCUGAUCUCGUCGUUUGCGGGACCUUGGUGCGACAAGUACGGCUACAGGACUCCCAUCCUGCUUGGCAACAUUGGUUUUCUUUUUACGCUGGUCUCUGUUCUCUGCACCGUGUUCUGGAUGUCGUUACCGCUGUACGCGAACGUUCUCGCCAAUAUUCCCGAUGGCAUAUGCGGCGGUAUCAUUACGAUCCUAGCGGCAGUGUACAGCGAAGCGACGGUGUCGACGCCGGAGAGAAAUCGGUUCAUUAAGUUCUUCGGUUUGAAUCUCGUCUUCGUGACGCUCUCUCAAGCUGCAGACAUGGUCGGUGGCUUAGUACUUCACUACGCCGGGUUCAGUACCGUGGUACUUGUAUCAUUGGCGACCUGUGCGGUCGCUGAAGUUUGGGUUUUGUUUUCGUUCAGCGACAAGGCUUCGGACGAUACGGUAUCGGUGAAAGUGCAAAGAUUUUUUCGUGCGGAAAAUCUCAAAGAAGGUUUCCGCACGUUCAUUAAGCAGCGACCGGGAAGUAGGAGAUCUCAAAUCUGGUGUGUGUUUGUUGCCAUGAUUCUCCUGACCGUUGAUUACUCAGCCAACAACUUGGGAUACUUCUACACGAGCAAGAUGUACUCUUGGAAUGUGGCCUAUUACGGCUUCGUCCAGUGCAUCGCUUCUCUAGGCAAAGUACUGGUGAACGUUCCACUUCUGUGGCUGUUGACGCAGCGUCUCAGGAUCGGAGAUCCCGUGAUGGCAAUAUUUGGCUCUUGCUUCAUCACCGUUCAUCUCGUGCUUCUUGCUUUCGCCUACGCAGACUGGCUGUACUACGUCCAGUGUGCCCUUUCGACUCCUACAUUGAUGGCACGGGUAGGGAUACGCUCUCAUCUUUCCAAACUUGUCGACAGCAGCGAAGUCGGUAAAAUCUUCUCCUUCCUGUCUACGUGCGAGUCCUUGAUGCCAGUGCUAGGUGACGCGUUGUUCACGCAAGUCCUUAACUUAUCCAUCAGCUUUUUCCCCGGCCUCGUUUUUGCCACGUCAGCCAUCAUUUCUGUCGUACCGGUCAUCCUCCUCGGAUACUGUACUCGUGUGUCCCGAGGUCCCACGGCAAGUACCAGCGAACCUGGUGAACAGUAGCUGAGCAAUAUACGUUGUUGGGCUAGUUGGUGCAUUGCAUCUGUACUGGUGAACAGUGCGCGGGUGGGACAACGGGGGAUAGCACACCAGCACUCCACUCAAGUACGAUGACGAUGGCGAUGGCAAUCGAUGGUCGAUGCUCAUACCAGUGGCACCACCCCAGUUUAGUUAUUUAUUUUUUUCCCCAGUAGGCACGGUCCUUUUCAGCGGUCUACUCACACUAGUGGCGGAGGUAAACAUUGCUUCCAGUACCGUGUGUCGGAGAUUUCCGGCGCCCGUCAAGAAGUCCUGCCCACGUGCAGCAUGUUAUCACAUAGACCUCUCCCUGUUUGUAAACAAAUGACGUCAUAGCGCUCGGCAGCGCCACCAAUUUGGUAGAGUUGAACGAACUACGCUGGAAGCUAGAGGCGAACAAGGUCGCGCCGGAAAGCCACGGUCUUGAGGGGAUUACGAUAUGGUCCCUGAAACGCGACCAGGGAACAAGUGUCCGUCCAUUCGUAGAGCUCAGCCCUCCCCUUCAGAUUUGUUUCGGUUUCAGUCUGCCUACCAAUGCCACGAUGACGUUUCUCGGGUUGAGGUUUAUUACCUGCUUUUUGUUUUGCUCCUGCUGACAUUGUUCAUAUCCCACUGAUACUGUUACAUAUAAUCGGUUCACCCAUAGUGAUGUGCAACCCGGGAACGCGGAUGUGUCUUUCUCUCCCUAACCAUCAGAAGACGACAUAAUGUUUGAAACGUGUCAUACGCUUGACAAAGAUUGUCGUUCUUAGGUUGAAGACGAUAACCUCCGUUUAUAUCUGCGACUGAAAUGAGCAGUACCAUGAGCUCUUUACCAUGGCGCGUCCCAUGAUGGGAAGUGGUACCGGGUCUUCGUAGACCACCUCGAUCUCAUUCAUCGUUGGCUUCUAACCGCUUCUAAUUAGUAGCAGCGGCAUAGUCAUCUCAUUCCAAGGUUGUCCUGGCCAAUCUCCCUUGCGGAUGCAGUGCCAUGGUAUGAUGGAGGCUAAAGAAAAAGAAGUACCGUCCUUUUUUCUUUUUUUCCCACUGAUUAUCUGGUUGGCGCCAAAAGGCGAUACGUAUAUACGCCACACUCGAGAAGAAGGAGAAGAAGCUUCCUGUUCGUUCUGUCUAGGUUCUAUUCUCCUUCUACAACUACUAUGACUUCUGCCGAAAGAACACUCCAGGCUGUCGAUAUUCUUUCUGUGUUGAGACAGAGAAGUGUCCGAUAGAGCAUGUUUCUUCUGGAACUACUAUGGCUUCUGUGGAUGAAGUAUCUGCUGUCGUCAACCAAAAACUCCAGGUUGUCGACCACGUCUUGUUCAUUCUGUCUCUACAUGGAUGAAGAUGGGCCCGGUGAACUAUCUUUCUGCUGGAACUUCCAUGACUUAUGUGGAUGAAUGCACAUCUGCUGAUGUCGACUCUCUGCCCUUCCGUCGAGCGUGACUCGUUAUUUUUGUCUGCACUUUGAUCAUUCGGUAGACUGCUGGACUUUCUUCCUAAAAGUACCGUAAAGAGUUCAUUCUUCGACAGGUAGCGUGGACAACCUCAUUUUUUUUACGAAACAACCGACUCCAAUGGACUUCUUGUAGGCAUUGGUAUAUGCCCGUACUCUGUGUUACAGUUGAGUGUCAUGAUGGCGUGAAGCCUGGUUUAUUCAUAAAAAAACAGAAAAAAAAGAUGAUGCAGUCCCUCUCUGCGCUGCGAUAAGCGCCUGUAUGCUGAAGGUAAAUACCGUUCACAUGUACUGUGAUGAAUACAAACCGGAAAUAAAUACACCAAUAAAAAUUGCCUUCGUACCUUUGUA
Molecule: messenger RNA, 3385 nt
Organism: Ornithodoros turicata
Lineage: Eukaryota; Metazoa; Arthropoda; Arachnida; Ixodida; Argasidae
Exons: 5
Coding region: 130-1584 (484 amino acids)
Biological process (GO): transmembrane transport
Cellular component (GO): membrane
Molecular function (GO): transmembrane transporter activity
Source: RefSeq, a predicted model, not a curated record